Molecule: messenger RNA, 717 nt
Organism: Teleopsis dalmanni
Lineage: Eukaryota; Metazoa; Arthropoda; Insecta; Diptera; Diopsidae
Gene: twr
Product: signal peptidase complex catalytic subunit SEC11A
Exons: 4
Coding region: 141-698 (185 amino acids)
Cellular component (GO): signal peptidase complex; membrane
Molecular function (GO): serine-type endopeptidase activity
Source: RefSeq, a predicted model, not a curated record
GCGUUUCAACUGACGUGUACCAGCGUCUGUCAUUUAACUGCCGACCGUGCCAAGCGGCUUAGUUUCGUUAAAGGAGUAAAAAAUAACCUGCCGUAUUUUUUAACAAAUUAGUUAAUUAGUUUUUAGAAAACAAAAUAAAAAUGGGGCUUACAGAAACCCUUCAGUUGGAUGAGAUGUUUCGCGACUUCAAUAGAAUGAACAAGCGACAGUCUCUUUACCAACUUUUAAGCUUUGCUUUGAUUGUAUCGUCCGCACUUAUGAUUUGGAAAGGACUUAUGGUUGUAACUGGCAGUGAAUCACCUAUUGUAGUGGUGCUCAGUGGAAGCAUGGAACCGGCUUUCCAUAGGGGCGAUUUGCUUUUCUUGACAAAUUACAAAGAAGAACCAGUGCGUGUCGGCGAAAUUGUAGUUUUUAAAGUGGAGGGAAGAGACAUUCCAAUAGUUCAUCGCGUGAUUAAAUUGCACGAGAAAGCUGAUGGUUCAGUCAAAUUUCUUACAAAAGGCGAUAACAAUAAUGUUGAUGAUCGAGGUUUAUACGCACCUGGUCAGCUAUGGUUAACAAAGAGAGAUAUUGUUGGACGUGCUCGAGGGUUCCUACCGUAUGUUGGCAUAAUAACAAUAUUUAUGAACGAGUAUCCCAAAGUUAAGUGGGCUAUACUUUCAAUUUUAGCACUUUUUGUACUACUUCAUCGCGAAUAAAAAAAAAUUAUAUAUUCUA